Baudoinia panamericana UAMH 10762 is the source of this 705-nucleotide messenger RNA. RefSeq lists its product as uncharacterized. NCBI's taxonomy places the organism in Eukaryota, Fungi, Ascomycota, Dothideomycetes, Mycosphaerellales, Teratosphaeriaceae. The transcript is spliced from 2 exons. The record is from RefSeq and is a predicted model, not a curated record. Gene Ontology annotation, cellular component: mitochondrion. The coding region runs from base 1 to 705 and encodes 234 amino acids. Gene Ontology annotation, molecular function: ribosomal large subunit binding. Gene Ontology annotation, biological process: translation.
AUGAAUAUACUAAGUGUAGCGUGUGCGCGUCGUGCUUUUACCAGUACAACAUGCCUAUACAAGAAGGGUGGCAAGGCCGCGCGAGAUGAGAAGCAAGCCUCAAGUAGGGAUGUCGCAGGCAGCGACGACCCGUUCAACUUCAGCAUGCUAGAAGCAGAUGUCGCCGCCACCAUUGAGCGGCUGAAGAACGACCUUUCCAAGCUUCGCGCCGGUGGUCGCUUCAACCCAGAAGUCCUGGAGAAUCUGCGCGUCCAGCCGGACAAAAGCAGCCAGCAGACGGUGAAGCUAAGCGAUCUGUCGCAAGUCAUUCCAAAAGGCCGCACGGUGCAGAUCGUCGUGGGCGAGAAAGACCAUGUCAAGCCCACCAUGACCGCCAUCCAGUCGAGUAACUUGUCUCUCGCGCCUCAACCUGACCCCACCGGAGUCAAUCCGCUGCUGCUGGUGAUCAAUAUCCCGCCGCCAACGGCAGAGUCUAGGAAGAAGGUUGUGGAUGAGGCCACGAAGGCCGGCGAGAGAGCGAGUACGAGCCUGCGGGAUGCGCGAGGGAAGCAGCAGAAGAAGUUGAGGGCGCUGCAGCUGAAUAAAAGUGUGCGGCCGGAUGAUCUGAAGAAGGCGGGUACGAUGAUGGAGAAGGUUGUAGAGAAGGGCGUGGCAGAUGUGAAGAGGGUGGUGGAUGGAGCCAAGAAGGUGCUCGAGGGCACUUAA